Molecule: messenger RNA, 1922 nt
Organism: Galeopterus variegatus (Sunda flying lemur)
Lineage: Eukaryota; Metazoa; Chordata; Mammalia; Dermoptera; Cynocephalidae
Gene: PDLIM4
Product: PDZ and LIM domain 4
Exons: 8
Coding region: 61-1056 (331 amino acids)
Biological process (GO): muscle structure development; heart development; actin cytoskeleton organization
Cellular component (GO): Z disc; adherens junction; stress fiber
Molecular function (GO): actin binding; muscle alpha-actinin binding
Source: RefSeq, a predicted model, not a curated record
GGCGUCCAGGCGGCGGCGGCGGCGGCGGCUCCUCAGUGUCCGGUCAGGCUCCGGCCCGCGAUGCCCCACUCCGUGACCCUGCGCGGGCCUUCGCCCUGGGGCUUCCGCUUGGUGGGCGGCCGGGACUUCAGCGCUCCCCUCACCAUCUCACGGGUCCAUGCUGGCAGCAAGGCUGCACUGGCCGCCCUGUGCCCAGGAGACCUGAUCCAGGCCAUCAAUGGUGAGAGCACAGAGCUCAUGACUCACCUGGAGGCACAGAACCGCAUCAAGGGCUGCCACGAUCACCUCACACUCUCCGUGAGCAGGCCUGAGGUCAGGAGCUGGCCCAUUGCCCCUGAUGACAGCAAGGCUCAGGCACACAGGAUCCACAUCGACCCUGAGGCCCAGGAUGGCAGUCCAGUGACCAGCAGGCGAUCCUCAGCCACCGGGAUUGGGCCAGAAGAUGGCAAAUCAGGCCUGGGAUCUUCGUAUGGGCAUCCACCUCGCCUUCCAGUCCCUUACAAUGGCAGCAGCAAUGAGGCCACUCUGCCAGCCCAUAUGAGCACCCUGCACGUGUCUCCACCCCCCAGCGCUGACCCAGCCAGAGGCCUCCCGUGGAGCCGGGACUGCAGAGUUGACCUGGGCUCGGAGGUGUACAGGAUGCUACGAGAGCCAGCCGAGCCAGCUGCCGCGGAGCCCAAGCAGUCAGGCUCUUUCCGCUACUUGCAGGGCAUGCUGGAGGCCGGUGAGGGCGGGGAGCGGCCCGGGCCCAGCGGCCCCCGGAACCUCAAACCCACGGCCGGCAAGCUGGGCGCUCCGCUGAGUGGCCUGCAGGGGCUGCCCGAGUGCACGCGCUGCGGCCACGGGAUCGUGGGCACCAUCGUCAAGGCACGCGACAAGCUCUACCACCCUGAGUGCUUCAUGUGCAGCGACUGCGGCCUGAACCUCAAGCAGCGCGGUUACUUCUUUCUGGAUGAGCGGCUCUACUGCGAGAACCACGCCAAGGCUCGCGUCAAGCCGCCCGAGGGCUACGACGUGGUGGCAGUGUACCCCAACUCCAAGGUGGAACUCGUCUGAGCCGGGACCUCCCAUCCCUGCCCCUGCUUCUUUUAAUGUCCCCGCGCGGCCCGUGUAAAUAUGUGUUUCUGUCUGCCUCAUUAAUAAAGGCCCUCUGCUUGGCCUCCAACCUUUCAGUGCCCUGGCCUGCCACCUCUGGCACAGGCCAUGGCCCCCAAGUGCUCUAACAUCUGUUUAGGUGCCAGGCAUGUCCUAGGCACCGGGUGCAACAGUGAGCAAGACAGGCACUAUGCUGCCCUCAAGGGGGCCACAGCCUAGGUGGAUGGCCAACCUGAAUUUCAAGGGGCAGCUGUAUUAAUAGGAAGGAGGCGUGCUUAAUUUUCCAGCGUGAAAGAGAAGGAAGGUUUUAGAAAGAAAGAACACUUGCCCAGGGCCGCUUUCCCCUCCAAGAUGCUCCUUCCUAUCUCGAAAGUCAGGAGUAAAUUCCACCCCUCCUCAGAGGUCCCACUGUUACUGCCUGCUGGGUCUGCCUUGGGCCUUUCAUGCUUUGGUUGCACACACUGGUACAGACUCAAACUUUUUAAAGAUAUAAAUGGUGUCAGAGUUGGUGAAUUGUGGCUGUUCACACCCAAGGAUGUGUCUGGACACGUGGAUCUACCCCCUAGUGUGCUUUCUCCAGACAAGAAACUGACUUGUUUUAUUUAAUCCCUGUUUAUUUAGUGAGCCCCUAGUAUUGUACAUUUGUGCUGUUUUCAAUUUUGUGCUAUCACAAACCACAAAAGACUGUUAUCAGUUCACACUGUCACAAUCAACACACAACAGCACUCAUUUCCUUACACUCUUGCCAACACAGGAUAUUCGCAUUAUUAAUUUGUUUUUAAUCUUUGCCAAAUUGGUAAGUAAAACAUGGUAUGUAGUUGUUUCAA